AUGUCUGUCGGCACGUACUACCUCCCGGCCCUGCCGUACGCCUACAAUGCCCUGGAGCCCAGCAUCUCGGCCCAGAUCAUGGAGCUCCAUCACAGCAAGCACCACCAGACCUACGUCACCAACCUGAACAACGCCCUCAAGUCCUACUCGACAGCGUCCUCGUCCAACGACAUCCCCCAGCAGAUUGCCCUCCAGCAGGCCAUCAAGUUCAACGGCGGCGGCCACAUCAACCACUCGCUGUUCUGGGAGAACCUGACGCCCGCCAGCUCCCCCGACGCCAAGACAGACAGCGCCCCCACCCUCGUCGCGGCCAUUGACAAGACAUGGGGCAGCGUCGACAGCUUCAAGGCGACGUUUAACAAGGCGCUCUUGGGGAUUCAGGGCAGCGGCUGGGGUUGGCUCGUCAAGGACGCGCAGGGUCUGCGGAUCGUCACGACCAAGGACCAGGAUCCCGUCGUCUCGGGCGAAGUUCCCAUUUUUGGCGUGGACAUGUGGGAGCAUGCGUAUUAUUUGCAGUACCUGAACGGCAAGGCUGCCUACGUCGAGAACAUCUGGAACGUCAUCAACUGGAAGACGGCGGAGAAGCGCUACAAGGGCAGUGCCCAGGACGCCUUUUCUGUGCUCAAGGCGUCGCUGUAA
Molecule: messenger RNA, 639 nt
Organism: Emericellopsis atlantica
Lineage: Eukaryota; Fungi; Ascomycota; Sordariomycetes; Hypocreales; Bionectriaceae
Product: manganese superoxide dismutase
Exons: 3
Coding region: 1-639 (212 amino acids)
Biological process (GO): superoxide metabolic process
Cellular component (GO): mitochondrion
Molecular function (GO): superoxide dismutase activity; metal ion binding
Source: RefSeq, a predicted model, not a curated record